AUGGUUCUCUCGAUGGAAAGAUGGGUUGGAAAAGUGGCUAUUGUUACUGGUGCCAGCUCCGGAAUUGGGGCAGCAAUAGCACAAAGGCUAGUAGAAAACGGAGUAAUUGUUGUUGGACUAGCCAGAAGAAGUGAAGCCAUUGAGAAACUCGCUAGGACCCUUUCUGACAAGAAGGGAAAACUAUACGCUGUCAAAGCCGAUCUAUCCAAGGAAGAAGAUAUCAAGAACGCCUUCAAAUGGACUUCUGAGAAUGUUGGUCCAGUCCACAUUCUGGUGAACAACGCUGGAAUCCGAAACAGAACAAGUUUGAUUGAUGGAGAUUCUGAGAAAUGGAGAGCCACUCUGAACGUCAACGUUAUUGCCCUCUGCAUAGCUACCAGAGAAGCAAUUCGGAUCAUGCGCAAGAAUGAUAUCGAUGGACAUAUCAUCCAUAUCAAUAGUGUGGCUGGUCACAAAGUACCAAAUAUACCAAACCUAGAUGUUUAUUCUGCAAGUAAAUACGCUGUUACGUCUCUCACGGAGACUCUCAGGCAAGAAAUAAAUGCGUUGAAACUGAAGAUUAAAAUCACGAGUAUCAGUCCUGGUGUAGUGGACACUCCUAUAUUUGAUGAGGCGUAUCGCCAGAAGGAGACAAUCAAAGAAACUUUGGCAAAUAGAUCCCUGAGAGCUGAGGAUAUCGCUGAUGGAACACAUUAUGUAUUAUCUACACCUCCACACGUUCAAGUACAUGAGCUGAUGAUCAAACCAAUCAAUGAAUUGGAUUGA
Molecule: messenger RNA, 765 nt
Organism: Phaedon cochleariae (mustard beetle)
Lineage: Eukaryota; Metazoa; Arthropoda; Insecta; Coleoptera; Chrysomelidae
Source: the annotation of a GenBank genome assembly